Messenger RNA from Aspergillus clavatus NRRL 1, 1536 nucleotides. RefSeq names its product MFS transporter. Gene Ontology annotation, biological process: transmembrane transport. The record is from RefSeq and is a predicted model, not a curated record. The transcript has 4 exons. Bases 1 to 1536 code for a protein of 511 amino acids. Gene Ontology annotation, molecular function: transmembrane transporter activity. NCBI's taxonomy places the organism in Eukaryota, Fungi, Ascomycota, Eurotiomycetes, Eurotiales, Aspergillaceae.
AUGUCCAUGUCAAAUCCUUCCGAGCCCCAGUUGGACUCUCAUCAAGGUUCUACAGCUACCAGCGCAGAUCAAGUGAAUAACAAGACCCAACUGCUCACAAACGAGAUGGACGAGGCAUUUGCAGAGCUCAAGGAGGUUGACUGGGACGGUCCCAAUGAUCCCGAGAAUCCGCUCAAUUGGUCAUCUCGCAAAAGAAAUCUGCACGUCAUAGUCGUGAGCCUCUUGACGCUGAAUGCAAACCUGGCGGCCACCAUGUUUGCUCCUGGGGCAGGACAGCUGGCCGAAGAGUUCAAAGUCACCGAUUCGACUGUGGAGGCUAUGACAGUUAGCCUCUACGUGCUUGGGUUUGCCUUUGGCCCUCUCAUUCUUGCACCGCUGUCGGAGCUGUACGGACGCCUCAUCCUCUACCACCUUUGCAACACUCUAUAUUUUGCGUUCACAGCAGGCUGCGCUUUCAGCACUAACGUUAGCAUGUUCCUGGUCUUUCGAUUUAUAUGCGGAUGCGCUGCAUCAGGUCCUAUGAGUAUUGGUGGUGGGACAGUUGCGGAUGUCACCGCCCCCCAGAAACGAGGAAAGGCCAUGGCCUUGUUCACCAUGGGCCCAAUAUUAGGACCCGUGCUGGGGCCAAUCAUUGGAGGGUUUGUCUCUCAGUAUGCAGGCUGGCGUUGGACACUCCGGAUCAUUCUGAUUUUGGUUCGCUCUCAGUCCGGGGUCUUUGGAAUUGCUACGGUCGUCUUUAUGCGAGAGACGAGUGCGGCUAUCUUGUUGAGUCGAAAAGCUGACCGAAUGCGCAAAGAGACUGGAAACGCCAUGAUAACCAAGCCCAAAGGGAAACAACAGGAGACACCCCGUCAGAUGCUGUUGCAUGCCCUUACACGUCCUGUGAAGAUGUUGAUCUUCUCGCCGAUCGUCUUGUUUAUCUCGCUAUACACGGGCGUUAUGUUCGGCCUCAUCUUCUUACUGUUUACCACCUUCCCUUCGGUAUUUCAAGGGGUCUACGGAUUCGACGCCGGAACCUCUGGAUUGGCCUACCUUGGCCUAGGGCUUGGCAUGUUGCUCGGUCUCGUUCUGUUCUCUGUUGUUAGCGAUAAGCUCUUGAGACAGACACCAGGCAGAGUCGUGGGCCAGCCUGAACAACGCCUUAUUUUAAUGAAGUGGCUUGCUCCGAUUGCCCCAUUGGGGUGCUUCAUGUAUGGCUGGAGUGCGCAGUACCAUACACACUGGAUAGUGCCAAUCAUCGGGACAUUCAUUAUCGGCUUCGGCUCUUUAUUCGUCGUCAUCCCCGGCCAGAUUUAUCUCGUCGAUGCCUUCGGAGCGGCGACGGCAGCGUCCGCCCUCGCGGCCAACCUCCUCAUCCGAUCUCCUUUUGGUGCCUUUCUGGAUCUGGCCGCCGCGCCUUUAUAUGAGACUCUUGGACUGGGCUGGGGUAACAGUGUGUUGGGGUUUAUCACGCUGGCAUUCAUGCCAGUGCCGUGGUUGUUUUACCAUUACGGCCAAGCGUUGAGAACGCGGUUUACAGUUGACAAGUACAUGUAG